CCGCUUCGCCCUCAGAUCGCUGAAGCUGAGGACUCGGAUGUUUUCUUUCACGGCUGCUUGGAUUAUUUUCGCCAAGGACUUUGUACUAUCUUCGGCUUUUUCUUCUUUUUCUCGUUUCUUUUUUGGGGAAGCUCUCGCUUGCCUCCUGAAGCUCCGUAGGAAGGUUUGAGCUGUUGGCUCGCAUUUUGCUGUUUCUCUCCGGGGACUGCCGAGGGGCGCAUCACUGUGGAUUAUAACUGCACCAUGACCCUGGAGGAGCUCGUGACGUGCGACAAUGCGGCGCAGAAGAUGCAGACGGUGACCGCCGCGGUGGAGGAGCUGCUGGUGGCCGCGCAGCGCCAGGACCGCCUCACCGUGGGGGUGUACGAGUCGGCCAAGCUGAUGAAUGUGGACCCGGACAGCGUCGUGCUCUGCCUCCUGGCCGUCGAUGAGGAGGAGGAGGGGGACAUCGCCCUGCAGAUCCACUUCACGCUCAUCCAGUCCUUCUGCUGCGACAACGACAUCGACAUCGUGCGGGUGUCGGGCAUGCAGCGGCUGGCGGAGCUGCUGGGAGAGCCGGCCGACGCGCAGGGCGCCGCCGAGGCGCGGGACCUGCACUGCCUGCUGGUCACGAACCCUCACACGGACGCCUGGAAGAGCCACGGCUUGGUGGAAGUAGCCAGCUACUGCCAAGAGAGCCGGGGCAACAACCAGUGGGUCCCCUAUAUCUCCCUGCAGGAGCGCUGAGGGCCCCCCGGCCGCAAAACCUGUUGCUGCCAAAAAUAAAUACUUGACCCCCCCACCGGAAUGGCCCCGAAACACCCAGCCCGCGAGACCGUGGGGGCAGUCACUGGAGACUGAGGCCGAGGAGAGGGGAGUGCGGGGCGGCCGCCCCCCGGGGGGACCGAGCCGGAAGCGGCGCCCGCGGUGGCACCGGGAGAGGAGAAGCCGGCGCCCGGGCCGCAGGAGAAGGGCCCCGGGAGCCCAGGCGUCAGGGGCGGCCGAGCCGGCGGGAGACCGGGACGUCGGCAGGCGCGGCGCAGGCCGGGGGAGCCUCGGCGGGACCAGCGGCCGGGGGCUGGGCGACGUGGUCGUCGCUCUGGACCCACGAGCUCCCGGCUUGUAAAUCACAGACGAUCUAUUUUGUUACUUUGCACUUCUUGUUACUCGGGAACCACUGAAAGGGCCGGGAACUGUACAGACUUAUUUUUAUUUCUACUGUGCUGGCCUUGUAAUAAAUUUCUAAAGCCUU
This is a messenger RNA of Chinchilla lanigera (long-tailed chinchilla), 1231 nucleotides long. RefSeq names its product growth arrest and DNA-damage-inducible, beta (gene Gadd45b). NCBI's taxonomy places the organism in Eukaryota, Metazoa, Chordata, Mammalia, Rodentia, Chinchillidae. Gene Ontology annotation, biological process: regulation of cell cycle. Gene Ontology annotation, cellular component: nucleus; cytoplasm. The record is from RefSeq and is a predicted model, not a curated record.